Messenger RNA from Arabidopsis arenosa, 1056 nucleotides. NCBI's taxonomy places the organism in Eukaryota, Viridiplantae, Streptophyta, Magnoliopsida, Brassicales, Brassicaceae. The record is from the annotation of a GenBank genome assembly.
ACUCACUGAUUUACAGAAGAAAAAAAAAAGAAGAGAAGAAGAUGGAAUCAAUCGGAGUCCUUAUGAUGUGCCCCAUGUCCUCCUACCUCGAGAACGAGCUUGAGAAGCGCUUCAACCUUCUUCGCUUCUGGACUUGUCCGGAGAAAUCCGUCUUCCUAGAAACUCAUCGGAACUCCAUCCGCGCCGUUGUUGGGAAUGCUUUUGCCGGCGCCGAUGCUCAGCUAAUCAAUGAUCUGCCCAAGCUUGAGAUCGUUUCCAGCUUCAGCGUCGGGCUCGACAAGAUCGAUUUGGGGAAAUGCAAGGAAAAAGGGAUCCGCGUCACCAACACCCCCGACGUUCUCACCGAAGACGUCGCAGAUCUCGCCAUCGGGCUUAUCCUCGCUCUCCUUCGAAGGCUGUGUGAGUGCGAUCGCUAUGUCAGGAGCGGAAAAUGGAAGCAAGGUGACUUCCAACUCACUACCAAGUUUAGUGGAAAAUCCGUGGGCAUCAUUGGUCUUGGUAGAAUUGGGACUGCCAUCGCAAAGAGGGCUCAAGCCUUUAGCUGCCCAAUCAAUUACUACUCAAGAACCGUCAAGCCUGAUGUGGCCUACAAGUAUUAUCCAACGGUGGUUGACCUUGCUCAAAACUCAGACAUCCUCGUCGUCGCAUGCCCCUUGACCGACCAGACCAGACACAUUGUGGACCGGCAGGUGAUGGAUGCAUUAGGAGCUAAGGGUGUGCUAAUAAACAUUGGCCGUGGACCACAUAUUGAUGAGCAAGAGCUUGUCAAAGCUCUAACAGAAGGACGCAUAGGUGGGGCUGCGCUCGAUGUCUUUGAGCAUGAGCCUCACGUGCCCGAGGAGCUAUUUGGCCUUGAGAAUGUGGUUCUCCUCCCUCAUGUUGGGAGUGGCACUGUGGAAACACGGAAUGCCAUGGCCGAUCUUGUGGUGGGUAACUUGGAAGCCCACUUUUCUGGGAAGUCACUUCUGACUCCGGUCGUCUGAGUGAUGAUGACACAUUUGGGAUUUGAUGGCAUUUGAAAGGCUUUUAUUAUUUUAAUAAACUAGUGGAAAGGGU